This is a messenger RNA of Penicillium canariense, 1407 nucleotides long. RefSeq names its product CCR4-NOT core DEDD family RNase subunit POP2. The coding region runs from base 1 to 1407 and encodes 468 amino acids. Lineage: Eukaryota; Fungi; Ascomycota; Eurotiomycetes; Eurotiales; Aspergillaceae. The record is from RefSeq and is a predicted model, not a curated record. Gene Ontology annotation, cellular component: CCR4-NOT core complex; CCR4-NOT complex; P-body. The transcript is spliced from 2 exons. Gene Ontology annotation, molecular function: nucleic acid binding; poly(A)-specific ribonuclease activity.
AUGCCCCCUCCUCCCGGCAGAUACGGCCCCCAGGGCCUAGGCGCUCCUUAUACACUUCAACAGGCUCAUCUCCAAUCCCAACACCCGGCCCACGCCCAGUCCGCCAACACCGCUCUGCCUCCCCCUUCGCUCGGUGGCCACCCUGGUUUUGCCGGAAACCCGAAUACAAACAUGAAUCCCUUUACUUUGUCCAGCGCUGGUGUGGCAAAUGGCAUGACGGUCGCUGGCUUUGCAGGCGCCGGCGUUGAUGGUGGUGGCACGGGGCUCGCAAGCCAUGCGGCACAAAUGGGGUUCGCGCGUGGAGCACAGAUGCAGCAGCAGCAACUAAACCAAGGCCAUGAUGGGCGGUUAGCUCUCGAGUCGAAGGCAGGCGCGGUCAAAUCCCGGAUACGAGACGUAUGGAAGCACAACCUGGCUCACGAGAUGGCAAUGUUGAGACAGUUGGUGGACAAAUACCCAUAUAUCAGCAUGGAUACCGAGUUCCCAGGAAUCGUUGCGCGACCGAUCGGCUCGUUCACGAACAAAGCAGACUACCAUUACCAGACUCUCCGAUGCAACGUCGAUCUGUUAAAGAUGAUCCAGCUAGGAAUCACACUUUUCAAUGAAGAUGGGGAGGUUCCACCGACAACAGCUACUGAUGCAAAUGGGCAACCAUACGGCAACGCUAUGAUGCCUGCUCCCUGCACAUGGCAGUUCAACUUCCGGUUCUCCUUGGAGGGCGAUAUGUAUGCGCAGGACUCAACGACAAUGCUUGCCAAGUCGGGCAUCGACUUCAACAUGCAUGAGAAGAACGGUAUUGAUCCUUUCGAAUUUGGGUCAUUGCUAAUCAGUUCUGGCCUCGUGCUGCUGGACGAUGUUCACUGGGUCUCUUUUCACUCAGGCUAUGACUUUGGUUACUUGAUGAAGAUCAUGCUCUGCUCCCCAUUGCCCGAAAACGAAGAGGAGUUCCAUACACUCCUGAACAUCUUCUUCCCGUCUCUAUACGACAUCAAGUACCUGAUGAAGCACGCUGGCCGUAACGGCGCGGUCAACGACUCCCCUCUCACCCAAGCUGCAGCACAGAUCCUCAAUAACCUCGGCCAAAAAUCCGGUCUCCAGGAUAUCGCAGACGAGCUUGGCGUGAAGCGGGUGGGAAUCGCCCACCAAGCCGGAUCGGAUUCCCUGGUCACGGGCGAGAUCUACUGGAAGAUGCGCCAGCUCGUCUUUAAUGGCAAGAUCGACGAAAGCAAGUACUCGGGUCAAAUCUGGGGGUUGAAUGGACAGAUGCCAGCCAUGACCUACCACAUGGCGCAGCAGACACCAAAUCUGAACGGAGCCACUAUCUACUCCGCCGCCGGUACGCCCAGCACGCCUAAUAACGCCCACACACCUCAGCACCACUCCGGCUACCCAACACCUGGCCGGUAG